CUCCUACUAUUGCUGGUAUGGUUGUGUGUGGUUGUGUAUGUAGGGUGGCUGUGUGUGGCGAUGUGUGCCUGUGUGUGCGAUUUCCCUGGAUCAAGCCGUUGUGCGUCUUGUUUCUAGACGUGACAGGCGCGCCGACUGGCGCCAUCGCCGCUCAUGGCGUCGCCGAUGUGGGAGGUCGUCGGCGGCGUCGGCAAGGGCGGCAUCCUGGUGAGGGAGGGCGAGGGCCUGGCGUCGCCGCAGCUCUCUACCCGCCUGUCGACGGGGUCGCUGAUACAGGAGCUCGAGCUCAGGGGCGAGCGCCUGAGAUAUAAGCUCGCCGAGGGAACUGGCCCGCCGGAGGGCUGGAUAACCCCUGUGCUGCCCCAGAAGGAGCUCGCGGUGAGGACUAGCAAGGUGCCCGCGGCCCUGCCGAGCCCGCAGCUGGGCGAGGGGGGCACGCUGCCCAUCGGGAUCCUGUUCCCGGGCCAGGGCUCCCAGUACGUCAAGAUGUUGGCGGAGGUGAUCUGAGCUGGACCGGUGGGUCUGGCGCAGAUGGGUCGUCGGCGAGAGGUGUGGUCGUCAAUUUUUCACCAUUGCGUGCCAUAGUGCGUGAUUGUGGCUGGGCGCGAGAACUAUUACACGGGCGACAAUUAUUGUGUGGUGUAAAAAAAGAGAUGCACAGUUGCAUCCACGCGCAACUAUUGCAUCCAGCGCGCGACCAAUUGCAUCCAGGCGUCAAAUAUUGCAAGUGCUACUGCACCUCUCCCCGCGGACCCCAUCUGCGCCAGACCCGCUACUCCGGCGUAAAGGUGAAGGACAUGCCGAAGGUGAAGGACAUGUUGCAGAAGUCUAAGGAGAUACUGGGUUGGGACGUCCUCGAGCUCUGCCUCAACGGACCCGAGGAGAAGCUGGAGGAGACCAGGUACUGCCAGCCGGCGAUGUUCAUCGGCGGCCUCGCUGGCGUGGAGAAGCUCCGGGCCGAGAGGGCCGAGGCCGUGGACCGCUGCUCGGUCAUGGCCGGCCUGUCCUUGGGCGAGUACACGGCCCUCUGCGCCGCGGGCGUCAUGAGCUUCGAGGACGGCCUGCGGCUCGUGAAGGUGCGGGGCGAGGCCAUGCACGAGGCGGCGGCAGCGGGCAGGCGGCAGUUGAUGCUGUCCGUGGCAGGCCUGGAGGAGGGGAGGGUCCGGGCGCUGUGCGACGAGGCGACGGCCGCGGAGGGCAGCGGCGCAGUUUGCGGCACGGUGGCGGACCUCUUCCCGAAGGGCUAUUGCGUCGGCGGCACCGAGGCGGCCGUCAGGGAGCUUGAGGGGCUAGCCACGAAGGCCGGCGCGUUGCAGGUGAAGGUGCUGAAGACGGGCGGCGCUUUCCACACGGCGCUGAUGCAGCCCGCCCAGGACAAGUUGUCCGCGGCCAUCGGCGAGAUGCAGCCGCGGAUGAGGCCGCCGGCGCACACGGUGUGGAUGAACGCGUCGGCGGAGCCGUGCCGGCCAGGCUGCCAACGCCCGACCAUCACCGCGCUGAUGAAGAGGCAGCUGACGAACCCAGUCUACUGGGAGCAGUCGGUGAGAGAGAUGCAGAAGGAGGGGGUCACGGAGUUCUACGAGUGCGGACCCAUGAAGCAGAUCAAGGCCAUGAUGAAGCGGAUCGACCCAGAGGCGUGGAAGAACACGACGAACGUCGUGGUGUGA
Prorocentrum cordatum is the source of this 1667-nucleotide messenger RNA. NCBI's taxonomy places the organism in Eukaryota, Dinophyceae, Prorocentrales, Prorocentraceae. The record is from the annotation of a GenBank genome assembly.